CAAUAAGAUUUGUCAGUCGAUAUAGAUGCUGACAGACACAGAAGUCUCCACGCGCACCACAUAGGGCAAAGAUGCCACCACACCUUGUACAGAGUACAACCCUUUAUCGUAUCCUGUAGUCCCACAGUAAGGUAGUAUGAAAAUGAGAUUUUCUGAUGUUCCGACAUUGAAGCAAAUGACUAAGAUGUUUAAGUGGUUACAACCAGGAGGAAGACAUAAACCAGAAGAAUGUCUGUCCAGACACAAAGUAGCGGUGCUGAUUCCCUAUAGAAAUAGACAGGAGCAUCUUAAUAUCCUGUUGUAUGUUUUACACCCGAUGCUGAAACAUCAACUCUUGGACUAUGGCAUUUUUGUCAUUGAACAGAGCAAUGGUACAUUGUUCAAUCGGGGGUUGCUCUUCAACAUAGGAUACGUGGAGGCAUUAAAAGUUGAUAACUAUUCCUGUUUUGUUUUUCAUGAUGUUGAUCUUGUACCUGAAAACGAUAAAAUCUUGUAUGGAUGUAUAGACAGUCCAAUUCAUCUGUCUGCAGCAAUUGAUAUAUUUAAUUACAGAUUACUAUAUGAUGAGCUCUUUGGAGGCGUUUCUGCAAUGCUUCGAACGCAUUUUGAAGCGGUUAAUGGUUUUUCAAAUUUGUAUCCUGGAUGGGGUGGAGAAGAUGACGACAUAUAUCACAGAAUGGUGAGGAAAACGUUGAGACUGAAAAGGUUUCCCAUGGAUAUCUCCAGAUAUACCAUGAUGAAGCAUGUCAGAAAUGUUGCAAAUCCAGAGAGGUUUGAGCUCCUGAAGAAAGCUUUAAUCAGGAUGGACGUAGAUGGAAUAAAUUCAUCAAAUGCUUAUUAUGAAAAAUCUAACUUUUAUGAAAUGCCCUUGUAUACUAAAAUCGUUGUUGAUGUACAUCAGUGAAUACUAAUAGUUCUAAAUACUUUCAAUUCUGUAAUUUACGUACAUACAUGUUGAUGAUAAUCCGCCCACAUGCAAUGAUUAAAAUCUUAUUUGAAUUU
Messenger RNA from Ostrea edulis (European flat oyster), 1002 nucleotides. RefSeq names its product beta-1,4-galactosyltransferase 1-like. Bases 137 to 904 code for a protein of 255 amino acids. Gene Ontology annotation, biological process: glycosphingolipid biosynthetic process; carbohydrate metabolic process. Lineage: Eukaryota; Metazoa; Mollusca; Bivalvia; Ostreida; Ostreidae. The transcript is spliced from 6 exons. The record is from RefSeq and is a predicted model, not a curated record. Gene Ontology annotation, molecular function: N-acetyl-beta-glucosaminyl-derivative 4-beta-N-acetylgalactosaminyltransferase activity.